This is a messenger RNA of Hydra vulgaris (swiftwater hydra), 1929 nucleotides long. Its product is annotated as F-box/WD repeat-containing protein 11. Gene Ontology annotation, molecular function: protein dimerization activity. NCBI's taxonomy places the organism in Eukaryota, Metazoa, Cnidaria, Hydrozoa, Anthoathecata, Hydridae. The record is from RefSeq and is a predicted model, not a curated record.
AAUUCGUAAUCAUCACAACAAUAUUUCUCACUAUGUUUUCUGUCAAAAGUGACAAAAAAUUAAAAGCUUGAAGAAGUUCAUUUAGUUUUUUAUGCUUGUUGGUAUAUUAGCAACUAAUUGAAAAUUGGAAGUUGUUCUAUACUAGAAUAUAAAAAAAUGGAUUUUGAAACGGUUCCAUUAAAACCUCUCAGAGACUCGCUUGAAGAAAAUGAACUUAUAGAUAACAUUAAAACUACUUCUUUAACUUGUACAAAUGCUCAAUACGAAAUUGAAAAAGAGAAAUGUUUUAAAUGUUUUGAUAAUUGGUCUUCAGAAGACCAAAUAGACUUUAUUGAAGACUUGUUGUUACGUAUGUCACAUUACCAACAUGGUCAUAUAAAUAUUUUUUUAAAACCUAUGCUGCAAAGAGACUUUAUAUCUGCAUUGCCAGCAAAGGGACUUGAACAUGUGGCAGAAAAAAUACUAUCAUAUCUAGAUGCUAAAUCUUUGCGGGCUGCUGAAUUUGUUUGCAAAGAAUGGCAUCGUGUUAUAGCUGAGGGCAUGCUUUGGAGAAAACUUAUACAUAGAAAAAUUGUUAAUGAUUCUUUAUGGAAAGGCUUAGGAGAAAGAAGAGGAUGGAUUAACUUCUUGAAUAAAUAUUCACAACAAGCCAAUCAUUCUUAUUUUCGUAAUUUAUAUCCGAAGAUUGUUCAAGACAUAGAAAAAUUAGAAUCAAAUUGGAGAUGCGGUAGACAUGGCCUUCUAAAGAUACCAUGUCAUAGUGAAAAUAUUAAAGGAGUUUAUUGUUUACAAUACGAUGAUGAAAAGAUUGUUAGUGGACUUAGAGACAAUACAAUUAAGCUUUGGGACAGAAAAACACUAGAUUGUACACAAGUUUUACACGGACAUACUGGGUCUGUCUUGUGUUUGCAAUAUGAUGAAAAUAUAAUUGUUACUGGAUCAAGUGAUGCAACUGUAAGAAUAUGGGAUGUUCAUUCUGGAGAAAUGCUUAAUACACUUAUUCAUCACAGUGAAGCUGUUUUACACUUGCGCUUUCAAGAUGGUUUGAUGAUUACAUGUUCUAAAGAUCGCUCUAUUGCUGUAUGGGGUUUGCAAUCAGCUACUGACAUAACUCUUCGUAGAGUUUUAGUGGGUCAUCGUGCAGCUGUAAAUGUUGUUGACUUUGAUGAUAAAUAUAUUGUUUCUGCAUCAGGCGACCGAACAAUAAAGGUAUGGAAUACUGGUACAUGUGAGUUUGUUAGAACAUUAAGUGGACACAGACGAGGGAUUGCUUGUCUUCAAUACAGGGGCACUUUAGUUGUAAGCGGCUCUUCUGAUUUCACAAUAAGGUUAUGGGACAUUGAUUGUGGUUCUUGCUUAAGAGUUUUAGAAGGUCAUGAAGAACUUGUAAGGUGUAUUCGUUUUGAUGGUAAACAUAUAGUGAGUGGGGCGUAUGAUGGAAAGAUUAAAGUUUGGGACUUACAAGCUGCUCUUGAUCCACGCAAACCAAAUUCUUCUUUAUGCAUAAGAACAUUAAUGGAACACCAAGGUCGAGUUUUUCGGUUGCAGUUUGACGACUUUCAGAUUGUUAGCAGUUCACAUGAUGAUUCUAUUUUAAUAUGGGACUUUUUAGAUACACAACCUCAAGACAAUACAAAAGGAAUGCAUGCGUAUGCGCGCAAGUUAACCCAUACGUGUGAAUAGAAUUCUUUGAUAAGUUUUCAUCAUUUGGAUAUAACAAUUACAAAUCAAAUGGGACGUCUAAUUAGCGCUUUUAUGAAAUCUUAGCGGCUCAUUAAUGAGCGUUGCUAUGGUGAUUCACUUAUAUACUGUUCCAAUAGAAAGUUACGUUAGUGGGUUAUAUUUUAUAUCGAUAUUAAUGUCCGAUUGAUAAAUUAUAUUCGGGUAAAAUAGUAUUCUAACAAUUCUGUCAGGUUUUUUACUCAUAAA